Molecule: messenger RNA, 1869 nt
Organism: Callorhinchus milii (elephant shark)
Lineage: Eukaryota; Metazoa; Chordata; Chondrichthyes; Chimaeriformes; Callorhinchidae
Product: WT1 interacting protein
Biological process (GO): positive regulation of miRNA-mediated gene silencing; negative regulation of hippo signaling; response to hypoxia
Cellular component (GO): transcription regulator complex; nucleus; adherens junction
Molecular function (GO): transcription corepressor activity
Source: RefSeq, a predicted model, not a curated record
GGAUCUGUGUGAAGUGCGGGAAGGGGGUAUAUGGCGUGAGCCAGGCCUGUCAGGCCAUGGGAAACCUCUACCACACCAACUGCUUCAUCUGCUGCUCCUGUGGGAGAAGACUGAGGGGGAAAGCGUUUUACAACGUGAAUGGGAAGGUUUACUGUGAGGAGGAUUUCCUGUACUCAGGGUUCCAGCAGACGGCAGACAAGUGCUUUGUGUGUGGUCACCUGAUCAUGGAGAUGAUCCUGCAGGCUCUGGGCAAGUCCUACCACCCGGGCUGUUUCCGCUGUGUGGUGUGUAAUGAGUGUCUGGAUGGCGUCCCGUUCACAGUCGACGUGGAGAACAACAUUUACUGUGUCAAGGACUAUCACACGGUUUUCGCCCCAAAGUGUGCGUCAUGUGGUAACCCCAUCCUCCCGGCACAGGGUUCAGAGGAGACGAUUCGAGUCGUCUCAAUGGACAAGGAUUACCAUGUGGAGUGUUACCAUUGUGAGGAUUGUCGGCUCCAGUUGAACGAUGAAGAAGGCCAUCGCUGUUACCCGCUGCACGGGCACCUGCUGUGUCACGGCUGCCACAUCCGGCGGCUCAGUCUACCUUCACCCCCGCCCCCCGGGUACCAGCUGCACGUCACUGAGCUGUGAUGUGCAGAGGCUGGUGCACAACAAGGACUGGCAAAGGCUUGGUGCAAACAGCGGCCGAGGUGGAGUGGCCCAGUGCCAGGACAGGCCCCGCCCCUGCGGGGGUCACAACCUGAGAGAGGAAACGAGGUGGUGAUGGCGGCUGACGUGCGGUGACACACACAGCGCCGGCCGGACUGCGGAAGGUUCCGGUAUCCAGCGGCCAAUGGCAGCCACGACUGCCCAUCAAAUCAUUCCGAGCGUCCGCGAUGGCAGCUAUGCCCCCCCCCCACCACGCUGCCCCCCGCGCCAUCUUAUGAGUUAAUUUUAUAUUUAAAGAAAAUUCCACAUAUAAUGUUUUGUCACGGUGACCAAAGUAGCGUUACCCCUGCUCACUGGGCCCCGGGCUCCCCCCCGAGGUCCCAGCCGCCUCACUUAACCGAUAGCAACUGUCCAAACCUGACCACAGCCGCUAACUCCACAGUAGUGAUGCUUAACCAGAUAAUUUGGCACUUAUUAACCCAUUCCCUUCCUGUAAUAACUAAUCUCUCUACACGGUACCUUAUACACAACCACAGUAAUGCGAGGCAAGGGGAAAGCUCGCAGGUUUUAAACUUUUUUUUCCUUUAUAAUAUCUGGUAGGUGAGUGACCUGGCUCUAGCCUCACCAGGGGCUGGGGGGUGAUGGCGGAGCAGGAAUACACCCUUUCUGCCCUGUCUGCUGCUGUUGCUAAACCGUGUAACCCGGGAUCAGUGUGUACCGGGGGGGAGUGUACCUGGUGUAGGUUGGUGGGAUGGUACAUUAGUGAUAUUGGAGCGUGGGGAAUGGUGUACAUUCCUGAUUUAUGUUUCUCCCUCUCCCCCGCCCCCCAAUUUACUUUCCUGUGCUUUAGUUCAUCCCAGAAGGCCCACGGACUGGGGUGGGGGGGCAGUGAAGGUCAGACAGCCAGUGCUGCUCUUGUGAUGAGAACCUUGCCCCCCCCCCCACCAAACACUUCAUGUUAUCUAUGAUCAGUAUGAGGGCCAUGGGACAGUGUGUGUGUGUACUUGGGAGGAAGUGUGUGUAGGGUGAGUGUAUAUAUGUGUGUGAGGAGGAGUGUGCUGUGGUGGGAGGGGGGAGAACAGCUGCUGAAAAGUUGAGCCGUUCGUCCCCUUCACAGAGAAACGGCUCCACCUCAGCUUCCGGCUCUAAACAGCCAAAUGUGCAGCCGCCUGACUGACCCCCACCCCAGCUCUCUAACCCCAUCUGUCCCUGUCCCCCA